This is a messenger RNA of Galeopterus variegatus (Sunda flying lemur), 3027 nucleotides long. It is a transcript of the gene SLC25A31, whose product is annotated as solute carrier family 25 (mitochondrial carrier; adenine nucleotide translocator), member 31. Gene Ontology annotation, cellular component: mitochondrial inner membrane. Bases 1 to 972 code for a protein of 323 amino acids. The record is from RefSeq and is a predicted model, not a curated record. Gene Ontology annotation, molecular function: ATP:ADP antiporter activity. Gene Ontology annotation, biological process: mitochondrial ATP transmembrane transport; mitochondrial ADP transmembrane transport. The transcript has 6 exons. Lineage: Eukaryota; Metazoa; Chordata; Mammalia; Dermoptera; Cynocephalidae.
AUGCAGCGUGAGCAAGGGAAAAAAAAGCAGGAGAAGAAGGCCGAAAAACGGCUGUUUGAUGCUGUGUCCUUCGGGAAAGACCUCCUGGCUGGCGGGGUCGCAGCGGCUGUGUCAAAGACAGCGGUGGCGCCCAUCGAGCGGGUGAAGCUGCUGCUGCAGGUUCAGGCGUCUUCCAAGCAGAUCAGCCCCGAGGCGCGCUAUAAAGGCAUGAUGGACUGCCUGGUGCGGAUUCCCCGUGAGCAGGGUUUCUUCAGUUAUUGGCGUGGCAAUCUGGCAAAUGUUAUACGGUAUUUUCCAACACAAGCUCUCAACUUUGCUUUUAAGGACAAAUACAAACAACUUUUCAUGUCUGGAGUUAAUAAAGAAAAACAGUUCUGGAGGUGGUUUUUGGCAAAUCUGGCUUCCGGUGGAGCUGCUGGGGCAACAUCCUUAUGUGUAGUGUAUCCUUUAGAUUUUGCCCGGACCCGAUUAGGGGUCGAUGUUGGAAAAGGUCCUGAAGAGCGACAAUUCAAGGGUUUAGGUGACUGUAUUAUGAAAAUAGCAAAAUCAGAUGGAAUUGUUGGUUUAUACCAAGGCUUUGGUGUUUCAGUUCAGGGCAUUAUUGUGUACCGGGCCUCUUAUUUUGGAGCUUAUGACACAGUUAAGGGCUUAUUACCAAAACCAAAGGAAACCCCAUUUCUUGUCUCCUUCUUCAUUGCGCAAGUUGUGACUACAUGUUCUGGAAUACUCUCUUAUCCCUUUGACACAGUUAGAAGACGUAUGAUGAUGCAGAGUGGUGAAGCUGAACGGCAAUAUAAAGGAACAUUAGACUGCUUUGUGAAGAUAUACCAACAUGAGGGAAUCAAUGCAUUUUUUCGUGGUGCCUUCUCCAAUAUCCUUCGUGGUACAGGGGGUGCUUUGGUGUUGGUAUUAUAUGACAAAAUUAAAGAAUUCCUUAAUAUUGAUAUUGGAGGUAGUUCAUCAAGAAAUUAAAUUGAGAAAUACAUGUAUUUAAUUUGUUUCAACAUGUAAAUUACAUAGCUGCCAUUUGUGUACAUUUUGAUAGUGCAUUACUACUGUCAAUAUUUUCUUAAAGUGCUAAUUUUGCAAUAAAAGCAUAGGCUUUUUUUCAAGGAUUUAAAUACUAAAGUCAGAUAAAUGUGGGUUUCCUUCCCUCUUAGAAUCAAACUCUAAUGGGACACUUUACUUAUUAUAAGUAGUAUAUGUUAUUUCUCUUAGUUUGAAAUUCUUUUCUUACUUUUGUGAUGAAAAAUUAAAAUGUAUAAUGCUAAAACCUAACAAAUGAAAGUAUCUUUUUGAAAUUUCUAUUCAUUUAAUAUACCUGUCUUCCCUUCUUUUAAAAUCACAUGGUAUGACAAAUAUUUCUUAAGAGCUUAUCAGAAGAUGUCAUCAUUAUAUCUGUAGGCAUAAAUAAGCUUUAUUCUACAUCUCUAGUAAGACAGCCCUGGUAUUACUGUGUAUCAUAUUUAUAGUAUCAUAUAGCUUUUUAUAAGCAUAGGCUGUAAAUCUGAUCAUUAAAAAAUUUGAUGACUUUAAUGAUAUUAUAAAAACUGCAUUUGGAAAAUAAAACAAAAUGGCUUAUCUGCUAAUCUUUAUCUUUCAAAUAAAUAAAAUCUUGCUAGAGUGAAUAUACCUUGAAGAAAAAAUACACCCCUGAAAAUUAGUUUGUGUAUUCUGCAUUGAUCAUAAAGGAAGUUUAAAACUGUUAUAAAUGAGCCUUUUUAAUCUAACCUUAUUAGUGAGCAGAGGAUAGUAAAAUACUUGUCAGAAGUGGGAACUGACUUAAAGACAGAAAACAAAAGGUAUUUCUCAAUGGAGAAAUACAAAUAGCAUUUCCAAGGUUUCAUAAAGGAGUCUGUCUAGUUUUUCAGAGAUGCUGUAGAAGAUACUACAUUUGAAAUCCCCAAGAUUUAAAAAUUUUAAGGAUUCAUAACCAUUUUUCUGCCAUGGACACCUUUGUCAAUCUAGUAGAGCCUAUAAAACCCCUCUUGUAAUGAAGUUUUUAAAUACAAAAAAUAAAAUACAUAGGAUUACAAAAGAAACAAUAUUGGAAAUAUGGUUAUUAAAAAUACAAAUUUGUGAUGUAAUAUGUGUUUUUUAGCACAUUUAUAAGAUCUAACAGCCUAAUAAUUACCAUAUUUUCAAAGAAGUGAUGACCGUUAAUGUUGUUUGGAGAUAUAUCCAUCAAUUACAAUGUGGGAUGAAAAUACCUGAUUUCUAUUGAUGGGAAUAAUCACAGAUACUGUUAAUACCACAUUGAUUUGUGCCUACAUUCAUAAUUGAAGGAAAUGUUAAAUUUCAGUUAAAGUUUAGUUCAAGACACACACACACACCCUUAACUCUAUCUAUGGAUCCUUUGGGAAUCUGGGAAACUCAGGUAAAGAACCCCUGUCCUAGAGCAUUACACUCAUCUGCAUAGUCAAAGCUGCAUCUCUGACUCAACUGUGUUCCCACAUACAGGAAACGGGAAAGAUAAAUCAGGGCAGGUGGAGUUGCACAUAUCACAUACACACAUUGGUAAGACUUUACUUACAUGGCCAUACAUAGCUAGAAGAAGGUGGGAACUAUAGUCUGUAAUUGAGCAGCCACGUGUAUAAGAUGAAAUAGUAGAUGUUGAUAGUCAGCUAUGAGUCUGCCACAGCUAACUAAGUGAUAAUUUGCAUCCAAUUUCAUUUUGCUCCAGUCCAUUCUCCACGCUGCUACCAAAGUACUUUUUAAACUCCAAUCUCAUCAUGUCAGUUUCUACCUAAGCUCUUUCAGUUCCUCUAAAUAUCUUAUAGCAGUAGUUCCUAACUUGUAAGUCAUCCAAAUUGACAGAGGUUGAGGGGACAGUUUUUGCAAGUAAUCCAGGAGUGUCUGUGUUUACUAAAAUUGAAAACUGAAUUUUAAAAUGAGGCGUGUGUAUGUAUAAUUUUUGUUUAUAUAUAUACAGUCUUUGGGUAUUAGCAAAAUAGUUAUAUAUUGAAGUGUUAUUGAACUCAUAGUAGUAUGCAGACAUUAUUAUUUCAAUAAACGCUAAAAAAAAUA